UGGUGGGGUGAUUAGAGAAACAUUUGUUUUCAGUUAAUUUAAUACAUAGAAUAUAGAAUCAGACCUCAGUAUUUGUAAAAACCUAUUAAUAGGCCUUAUCAGAGGAGUUUGUGCUGUGCAGUAACCUCUCCCACGGUAGGCGUGGGUCUUUAAAACGAGCGCAUCUCCGCGUGACAUCAGCAUCUUUGUUUACUGGCUUUACACAGCUAGCUGUGCUCCCCUGCCUGAACACGUCUGCACAAGUGGUAUCUAAAGGCGGUUGUCUAUCACACUUACUUUACCGUCUGGUUAGCUGACUCAAAAAAACAUGUCGGUUAAUGGAGAAGACUCCACAGACGCGAAGCGAGAGGAUGGGCAAAGGUCAGAGGGGCCUGCACUUGCGCCCAUGGACGUGGAUGCCAAACCCCAGUCCCACAGCUUCAGAUACAGCCUCAAUUUCCCCAGCAUCGGCCAGUGCAUCAUCAUCAACAAUAAGAACUUCGACAAAAGAACAGGCAUGAAUCAGCGAAAUGGUACGGACGUAGAUGCAGCCAACGCAAUGAAAGUGUUUACCAAGUUGGGUUAUAAAGCGAAGGUUUACAAUGAUCAGACAGUCGAGCAGAUGAAACAGGUUUUAACUGCUGUGUCAAAGGAAGAUCACAGCUGCUCGGCCUCAUUCAUCUGUGUUCUGCUGAGUCAUGGAGAUGAGGGCGUGUUCUUUGGUACCGAUGGGUCAAUACAGCUUAAGGACCUCACAUCACUUUUUCGAGGCAAUCGCUGCAAGUCAUUGGUGGGAAAGCCCAAACUCUUCUUCAUCCAGGCUUGCAGAGGCACUGAUCUGGAUGCAGGCAUUGAAACAGACAGUGGCGAUAAUGGCACCACCAAGAUCCCCGUGGAAGCUGACUUCCUUUAUGCCUUCUCCACAGCCCCAGGCUACUACUCAUGGAGGAAUACUAUGACCGGGUCCUGGUUCAUCCAGUCACUCUGCGAUAUGAUCAGCAAAUACGGAGAAAAAUUGGAGCUUCAGCAUAUCAUGACACGAGUGAACCACAAGGUGGCAGUAGAGUUUGAGUCUAUCUCCAACUCACCAGAUUUUCAUGCAAAGAAACAAAUCCCAUGCAUUAUGUCUAUGCUGACCAAAGAGAUGUAUUUUUCUCCUUGAUGUUGUCUGCACAUCAGAAGACUUCAGCCUGGCAGACCUUCAUCUGCAGAAGAAAGGCUUAAGGAUGUGUAUGGGAGCGUCUUGUUUGCAAAUUAUUUUAGUUUACACAUUCUGAAUGAAUAUCUCUUGAAACCUCCGCUUAGCGUAUUUCUGGGAGAGCAGAUGCAAAAACAUUUCACAAGCUUGGGAUUAUAAGGUUCUUUCUGUGUGGGGUACUGUUCUGAGAUAUACAGCAUUAAAAAUUUUAUCCCAGCAGCAUGUCUUUUUUUAGACAUUUAAUCUAGAAAAGUUAUUUUAUAUCAUCAACAUAAAAUAAUAGCAUUUAAAUUCUGUCAAUCAUGAAAAUCUGCAGAUAAAAAAAUGUAACUGACCUUGUAAUUCCAAACUCAGUUUUUUACCAGUAGAUGCCUCUCUACCGUUUACAAUAUAUUUCAGGGAAAACAAUACUUGGAGCCAGUUUGAUAGGAAGUUUGACCUGAUCUGUUUAAUCAUGAAACCAUAGAUGGGCUUACUGCCCUCCAGCACCAACAUGUCUAUAAGCAGUUUAACUUGAAUCUAAGAGAGAUCUAUUUGGUUUGUCAUUAAGGGAUCAUGUGUGUUACUCUACUUUUUAAUUUCCUUUUUUUUUUUUUUUUUUGCACUUUUGAGUGAACUUGUACCCAGUGAGCUGUGUGGAGCCUAAACGAAUGCAUCACUUGCACUCAGUCGGUAAAUUAAAUGAUAAUGUUGUGUAGCAUAUUCAGGAUGAUCCAGUAAGCUAUCACGUGUUUUGUUAUAUUGAAGGCUGAAGGCUAAGAGUUAAAUUCUUGCUGAUUUUAAAUUUCUGCUGUCUAAACAUGGAUUUCUUUGAAUGAACUGUUGCCUGUGAAUAUCCUUAAAUAAGUGGCGACACAGGCUUCUUCAUAGCAUGCAUGAGUAAGGCCAGCCAGCCUGCACGAUGCUGUUAUUUCAGGCACAUUUUGAUGAGUUAUUCAUACUUGAACUCAGCUUUAUAUUUCAUAUUUAGCUGUGGUACAUGUAUUUUUUAUGGUUUUUAAAAUAUGUAACAGCAAAUGGGAUGCCUUUUUACUUUGCUUUAGUUACAGCCUCUCACUUUUUAAAAAUAAUUUCCAGUUUCCGACUAGUGUGAAACUGAGUGACUUUUACAUGUAACCAUCAGCCAGGAGUGAUUUAUAAAAAAGCACAAUUUGACACUGGUCUGGUUUUUUAUAAUAUCACUGUUUUGUAAGCAGCUGCACUGUGGUUGGUGUGAUGUUUUUUCCUGAAGAAUAAAAACCAGUUUUU
Messenger RNA from Seriola dumerili (greater amberjack), 2425 nucleotides. It is a transcript of the gene casp3a, whose product is annotated as caspase-3-like. The record is from RefSeq and is a predicted model, not a curated record. NCBI's taxonomy places the organism in Eukaryota, Metazoa, Chordata, Actinopteri, Carangiformes, Carangidae. The transcript has 6 exons. Gene Ontology annotation, cellular component: cytoplasm. The coding region runs from base 308 to 1141 and encodes 277 amino acids. Gene Ontology annotation, biological process: neuron differentiation; erythrocyte differentiation; positive regulation of apoptotic process.